UCCUCCUCCUGCCUUGCAACUUUCUCGCCGCUCGCCGGGACUUCCUCGCUCGGGCAGCCCGGCCAGAGGCGUCGGGGCAUGCGGCGUCUUCGUCGUCGGUGAAAGCAAGCAAAGGGGGCGGAGGAGGGGGGGGACGGAGGAGAGCCAGCCCCGGCCAUGAGCUCCGUCUGGAAGCGGCUGCAGCGCGUCGGCAAGCGGGCCGCCAAGUUCCGCUUCGUCGCUUGCUACCAGGAGCUGGUGGUGGAGUGCACCAAGAAAUGGCAGCCGGACAAGCUAAUCGUGGUUUGGACAAGGAGGAACCGACGGAUUUGCUCCAAGGCUCACAGUUGGCAACCGGGCAUCAAGAAUCCUUACCGGGGCGAGGUGGUAUGGAUGGUGCCAGAAAACGUGGACAUUAUGGUCACGCUUUAUCGGGACCCUCAUGUGGAAGAAUAUGAAGAUAAAGAUUGGACUUUUGUGGUAGAAAAUGAAUCCAAGGGGCAACGUAAGGUCCUCGCCUCGGUUGAUGUGAACCUCAGGCGCUUCGCCAGCCAGACGCCCAACCAAGCGGACCUGAAACUGAACCUAAAGCCCAAGUCGGUGAAGGUGGUGGCUGCAUCGCUCCAGCUCACUCUCUCGUGCGUCUUCUUGCACGAGGGAAAAGCCACGGAUGAAGACAUGCAAAGCCUGGCCAGUUUGAUGAGCUUCAAGCCCUCCGACAUCGGCAAUUUGGAGGAUUUUGCGGAAAGCGACGAGGAGGCGGAAGAGGCCUCGAAAUACGGCCGGGGGGAGGAGGCGGUGGGCCACAAAGGAUCCCCUCAAGGAUUCCUCAAAAACGUUGUGAUGAAUUCUUUCUCAGACAAAUCACGGGAUCUGAACCCCUUGGCUGAGGAGGAGGAAGACCCCUCGGGCUGUUCUCCGUCGCCUUCCAAGGCAUAUCUCAAGGAAGCUGUGGCCGCGGUUUCUGAGCCAGCGCUGGCGAGCCACGGAAACGUCACCGGAGGUUGCCCACAUCCAUCACCAAAGGCUACUUCUGUCGCUCCUGACAGGCUCGCAUUUGACGUAAGUGGCGAGGAGUGUAAAACCGGGAGUACGGGGCUCAACGGGGCGGAAGGUUCCCGUACAGCACCAAAUGGCAUCCCAGGAGGGACAGGGACCAGGAACAGCAUGCUGGACACUUCCCGAGCAUCAUCAGUGCAGGCGGGGGCUGAAGAGGAGCAUGAAAGCACGGGGCCAGCGUCUCCGAGUGCCGUCGACAAGAGGCCAAGUGAUAUCUGGAAACCCAGGGAGGAUCGCUCCGUUUCACCACCCCCCAGGAGAAAAAAUACGCCAAAGGAAUCUGUGAAGAGACUCCUUUCGCCGCCAUUUACAUCCAAGGAUGCCCCCAUGCGGAAACGCAAGCUGGGGAAAACAGCGGGGUCCUCGGACCCGCCAGCGCCUGCCGUGGAGACCUCCGCCAUUUUGGAAAAUAACCUGGUUCCUCUCCCCACACCCGUUAUCCUCGAUAACCCACCCCUGGAAAAACCAGAAUAUGAGAGUCUCAACGAAGCGGCUCCCUUUCUGCCUCCACCCGGAAACUCCGUGGUGAUGUAUUUUAUGGACGUUGCAGCCCUCGCCCAACAGGAUCCUGUCCUUCUCAACAGCGGGUCGGAUUCCCGAGGAUUAUCUUCGGACGCCGCGUACCUGGCGCUUUCUCCUUCUUUUGGAGGCCCUUCGACGGCGCCGUGGGAUUUUCGGGAAGCGGCAGCUGGCAAAGUCCAGGAAGUCGUGGAAGAAGGCACUGCUGUUCUGGAAGCCUCAAGCGACGGCGUUCCCUCGGAACGGGUGGAAGACGUGGAGAUGGUCGCAGAGAAAGAAGAACUGGCCAAAGACAGGUUGGGGGGCAGUGAGGCAGGGGCUUUGGCGUUACUAGCUGAGAAGGAAGAGGAGGAGGAGGAGGAGGAGGGUGAGGUUGAAAGGCAUGAGAACCAUCGAGGAGACAAGCACUUCGCGCCUGCCGUAGAAACCCUUCCUGGAGAAGAGGCGCACCGAAUCGUGACUGAGGCAGACGGGAGGUCCCUGAGAGUUGACGUCCCUCAGGAAGGACCACUGCUGAUUGAGGACGAGGAAAGCAGGCCCGGAUCUGAGGUCCUCUCCUCGCCGUUGAAGAUGGGUAGGGAAGCCAUGGCUGGGGAGUUCCUGUGGGACAUACCCCGUUGCCCCCCUGCUGUUGUGCCCUGCCUAGAGGAAGGUAAGAGGAAAGACCUGGGAGUUGCAGAGGGGGCGCCCCAAAGUCCUCUAGAAGAGCCAAACCUCCAGUGGUUGCAAAAUGAGGAUGAGGGAAUCGAGGAAAAGAAGGACGCAGAAGGAAGCGGAGUCUCCGGAGAGGUUGUGGAGCAGACGGCUGAAACAGCGUGUCCUGCGACCGAGGAAGGAGAGGAUGGAGGCCAAGUUGAUGACUGGAAGAAACUUUCAGAAGAAGUCCUGGGAAAUGCCAUGCCGAAGGAACCGAACGUCCGUCUGAACGGGAGCCCAGAGACUUUGGGCCAAACACAGCCGGACAGUUCAGAGACUUGGAGCUUAGGGUCACCUUGGGGUGGCGAUCCCCCACAGCCUUCCCAGAAUGUGCCCCCCAGCCAAAGUCCCCCAGACCACGAAGAAGAAAGCCUAGAAGGGGAUGGUUUAACGCAGAGACCCCCGGAGACAGAAGUGGUGGUGCCCCACGCCUCCAGCCCGCCUGUAUCUCAGGAUUCUGGCCUGCCUGCCCCGAGUCCCCGUAGGAGUGCUGGGCCCUGCCAUGAAGCCCCAGUGUUGAGCCCUGUGUCCUGUGGCACAGCCCCCCAUUUGGGACCCGAAGGGAAAGACCAGGCAGAAUCUCUCGGCAGCCCCACCCUGGUCAACUCCAGCCAUUGCCUGCUGCAGUGGUGCCAGGAAGUGACGUCCGGCUAUCGAGGGGUCCGUGUGACCAAUUUCACCACGUCCUGGCGCAACGGCCUGGCUUUCUGUGCCAUCCUGCACCACUUCCAUCCCGAGAAGAUCAAUUACAAAGCUCUGGAUCCCCUCGACAUCAAAGAGAACAAUAAACUGGCCUUUGACGGCUUUGCCACGCUGGGCAUCUCCCGGCUGAUGGACCCGGCGGAUAUGGUAUUCUUGACGGUGCCUGAUCGGUUGAUCGUAAUGACGUACCUUUGCCAGAUCCGGGCGUUUUUCACAGGACAGGAACUCAACGUAGUUCAGUUUGCCAGCCACAGUAGUGAGACCACGUACAAAGUGGGCAAAUUCGACACCGAUCUCUCGGGAUCUGUCGAUCCGGCUGUGUUUUACUCCCAACAUCUGCAAAGUAGCAUGGAGAAGCUAGAAGCCAAGGGGGAUUCUGGGAAAGCCGCGAAAUUGGAGGAGAAGCAGAAAGCAGAAGGGGAAUCUGGUCUUCCGGAGGAUUCUGGGAGGCCUGAAGAAGCAAAGGAUUCUGGGAACGAAGCCGUUGCGGAGAGCGUCCCCAGAAAGGCGAGUGAGGAAAAGCCGAAUGGCUCGAGAGUGACCGACAGCGUCCUCUCCUUCGGGCCAGAAGUGAAAAAUGGGGUUGCCCCCAAAGAAAAUAAAACAAUAUUUCUUGCUCCGGUGGAUUAUAAACCCCACGAGAAUGUGGCAGAUGAGAUCGCCCCAAAUUCACAGCGCCUCCUAGCGGAAAUCUCCAAACCCGACAGGUUGAUCAAUGGUGCCCCUCCGGCUUUGGAACGGGAGGAUUCUGGGGGAGAAACCCCAGGGCAUGAUGGGAAAGGACUGGCCAACGGCUCCAACCAGGACCCAGGGGAUUCUGGGAAAUGCGAGGCGGAUGUGGAGAAGAUCGAUAAGGAAGACAAGAUGGUUGCACCUCCCCGGCUCAAACGGCUCGCCUCCCGGGGCAGUGUGGAGCGCCCUCUGCAGCGCACCCCCUCAGCUGGCGGCGCAGGCCCUGUGGCUCCGCCCCGGGCCUCCUCCACCAAGUCUGCCUUCGCUCACAUGCGCGACGCAGACCUGGUGAAGAAGCGACGGUCACGAUUGAAGAGUGAGUCUCUCUCUGUGGACGAGGCGGAAGGAGGGGGACUGGCGGAGGAAGCCAGCCAGCGACAGACGGUGGACGAUGUUUGCAACGAGGGAACAAAGGCCCGACAAAUGAAACAACCAGCCUCUCCCGUCGUUCCUUCCCCGGAGCAGUGCCUGGACACUGAAUUGAGAAAUAGCAACCACGAAGAAGAAAUUCCAAAAUUUCAAGACACCAGCCAGUAUGUGGUCGCCGAACUACGGGCGUUGGAGAACGAACAGAAGCAGAUUGACGGGCGGGCAGCGGUGGUGGAGAAAGAGCUGCGGGCUCUGAUGCAAACAGGCGCAAAUAAGUUGAAGGAGGAAGAACUGAUCCAGGAAUGGUUCACCCUGGUCAAUAAGAAGAAUGCCCUGAUCCGAAGACAGGACCAGCUGCAGCUGUUGAUAGAAGAGCAAGACCUGGAGCGGCGGUUUGAGCUCCUGAGCCGUGAACUUCGUGCCAUGAUGGCCAUUGAAGACUUGCUCAAAACAGAAGCCCAUCAGCAACGGGAGCAGCUCCUUCUGGAAGAACUGGUCUCACUGGUGAAUCAGAGGGAUGAAUUAGUCAGAGAUCUAGAUAUCAAAGAGCGUAUAGCUUUGGAAGAAGACGCCAGGCUGGAGCGGGGCUUACAGCAGCGACGUCACAAGAUGAGUCGGCGGGAGAAGUGCCGCGUCAGCUGAGAAGCGCUCCUGCGACACCCCUGCAGUGUGGGGGGAAGCCCAGCCCCAACGGGUUCCCGAACCGCCAACCGAUCUGUUGCCUUCCCAAUGUUGCUCCGGCUUGCUGUGCUCUUAUUCAUGUCCAGGAGAAAGGCUCUCCCCCCUCCUCAAAAGUGGAAUAAAUUAAGAGGCACUUAUGCCCCUCAAAAAAAUGGGGGGCAUAAAUUUGAGGUGCCCUUUGAUUUCUUUUUUUUUUUUUUAAACCCACC
Molecule: messenger RNA, 4946 nt
Organism: Notechis scutatus (mainland tiger snake)
Lineage: Eukaryota; Metazoa; Chordata; Lepidosauria; Squamata; Elapidae
Gene: EHBP1L1
Product: EH domain binding protein 1 like 1
Molecular function (GO): protein binding
Source: RefSeq, a predicted model, not a curated record